This is a messenger RNA of Macaca mulatta (Rhesus monkey), 2842 nucleotides long. The record is from RefSeq and is a predicted model, not a curated record. NCBI's taxonomy places the organism in Eukaryota, Metazoa, Chordata, Mammalia, Primates, Cercopithecidae.
CGCUGGGCCUCAGCUGCUUCCUCCCUGGAGUUGUAGACCUUGAAGGCCAGUUUGACUAAAUCCUGGAUGGGAUUUUGAUGGCCGGCUGUCCUCCACCUUUUUAAACUUUUUCCAGAUAUCCGGAGCCAGCUGAGAAAUAAAGUACGUAGCCAAGAGAGUUCCUCCUGCUAGGGAGGCAGGGUCAAGGCGGAUGUACUGAAUGAGUGCCUCAGUCAGUUGGUUAAGAAAAACAGCUGGAUUCUCAUCUGAGCCUUAGACUGCCUCCUUUAAUUUAUCAAAGUUGACCGACUUAUUGGAGGCUGCCUGCAUGCCAGCAAGAAGGCACUGGACCAUCAUGUCUUGGCGGCGGUGGCCUGCCUGCCCAACCUGGUACUCCCAGCUGGGCUUGGCCAAGGGCACCGCCUCGGUGCCGACUGGCAUGGCGGGGUCAGUUAAAUGAACCUGGUCAGUGUGCUGCCUGGCUGCCGCUAGGAUACGUUCCCGUUCCUCAGGGGACAGGGUUGAGGUCAUAAUGACAUGCAGAUCGUGCCAGGUGAGGUCAUACGCCUGGCAUAGGUAUCUGAACUCUUUGAUAUACAGAGUCGGGUUGGCCAAGAGCCUACAUGCUCUUCAAUCUUAGGUCUGCCAGCAAAAACAGCACAUGGACCCGGACCACUCCUUUGGCGCCUGCCACUUCCUGCAAGGGGCACAGGAGGAACUGACUUAGCACAAGAAGACAGCCACCAUUGUGAAAUGGUGAAGACUAAAACAAAGUGUUGCCACGCGGUUGCAGAUCAUGUUCCCAAGGACAUGAAAUGAGAUGGAGGCUGUAACCAAGCUUGCUACGGGCUGGCUUGAACAGCAGGCUUAUGGAGUCCUGGGCCUGCAUCCUAACCUAAGAAAUACACUUUCGGGAAAUGGCCUCUAAAUCCUGGCUGAAUUUUUUAACCUUCCUCUGUGGAUCAGCAAUAGGAUUUCUUUUAUGUUCCCAGCUAUUUAGUAUUUUGUUGGGAGAACAGGGUGACAUCCAGCCUAAUGUUCUUCAUAAUGAUCCUCAUGCGAGGCAUUCAGAUGAUAAUGGACAGAAUCAUCUAGAAGGAGAAAUGAACUUCAAUGCAGAUUCUAGCCAACAUAAAGAUGAGAACACAGACAUCGCUGAAAACCUCUAUCAGAAAGUUAAAAUUCUUUGCUGGGUUAUGACCGGCCCUCAAAACCUAGAGAAAAAGGCCAAACAUGUCAAAGCUACAUGGGCCCAGCGUUGUAACAAAGUGUUGUUUAUGAGUUCAGAAGAAAAUAAAGACUUCCCUGCUGUGGGAUUGAAAACCAAAGAAGGCAGAGAUCAACUAUACUGGAAAACAAUUAAAGCUUUUCAGUAUGUUCAUGAACAUUAUUUAGAAGAUGCUGAUUGGUUUUUGAAAGCAGAUGAUGACACAUAUGUCAUACUAGACAAUUUGAGGUGGCUUCUUUCGAAAUACGACCCUGAAGAACCCAUUUACUUUGGGAGAAGAUUUAAGCCCUAUGUAAAACAGGGCUACAUGAGUGGAGGAGCAGGAUAUGUACUAAGCAAAGAAGCCUUGAAAAGAUUUGUUGAUGCAUUUAAAACAGACAAGUGUACACAUAGUUCCUCCAUUGAAGACUUAGCACUGGGGAGAUGCAUGGAAAUUAUAAAUGUAGAAGCAGGAGAUUCCAGAGAUACCACUGGAAAAGAAACUUUUCAUCCCUUUGUGCCAGAACACCAUUUAAUUAAAGGUUAUCUACCUAGAACCUUUUGGUACUGGAAUUACAACUAUUAUCCUCCUGUAGAGGGUCCUGGUUGCUGUUCUGAUCUUGCAGUUUCUUUUCACUAUGUUGAUUCUACAACUAUGUAUGAGUUAGAAUACCUCGUUUAUCAUCUUCGUCCAUAUGGUUAUUUAUACAGAUAUCAACCUACCUUACCUGAAGAUAUACUAAAGGAAAUUAGUCAAGCAAACAAAAAGGAAGAUACAAAAGUGAAGUUAGGAAACCCUUGAAAGAAAAUCAUGAGUGAACAAAGGUAAAAUGUCUAGCAUUGCACUGAAAAAGGACUUCUGCAUUUCUGACAUAGAACACUGGAAUCCCAGUGAGGAAUUCUAAGUGAACAUUCCUUAUAGAAACCUUUCACAUGAAUGACUAUAAACUGAAGCUUUAAAUGAGCUGUGAAGUCUGUUAAAAUGUGUUUUGAUACAGUAAUAUAUAAAUAUAUCUAUAUAUAUGAAGAACUUGUGUUUUUAAAAUGGUGGCCAGGUAGAGGAAUUAGAAAAGAGAUUUUGUUGCCUGUUUUCUGACCAUCUGUAUUAUUGUCACUGAGAAACUGAAAUAAUUAAAUUUACUAAAACUACACUGCACCAUGUUAGUAAUAAACAGAUCUGCCUUAAAGAAAAUUUUAGAAAGAAAUAUUGUUGCUCAGUGUUGUUAAUACAGCUCAAGAAUUGAGUUUAUAUUUGCAGUAUGAUAUAAAUGAUCCACACACACACACACACACACAGAGUUUUUGUCUAAUGAAAAUGUUGCUGUGAUUAUUUAUAAUUGGUAGUAUUUCUUCCAGAAGAAGCUAAAAUAAAACUGGCACUUACCCUGAAGUGCAUUAAUAAAACCACACUUUAAAAUUAUCAUGGGCCUUGACUAUAUUAUAUACUUGAUUCUAAUUGGUAAUCUUUUACGGAAUCUCUGUUGUCUCUCUUCUAAAUAUGUUUAGCCACUCUUGAAUACCAUUCUCCACUAUUAAUUUACUCAAACCAUUCAUAGCAUUUGUAAACAUGUAUUUUACAAUAUUUGUUCCCAAAUUUACCCAUUGUUAAUUAUGAGUAACUAAUAAAUUUAAUGCUAUUUGAGGAUGCUUUUCUCA